Molecule: messenger RNA, 2445 nt
Organism: Sycon ciliatum
Lineage: Eukaryota; Metazoa; Porifera; Calcarea; Leucosolenida; Sycettidae
Product: zinc finger protein ZIC 5-like
Exons: 2
Coding region: 319-1467 (382 amino acids)
Biological process (GO): regulation of transcription by RNA polymerase II
Cellular component (GO): nucleus
Molecular function (GO): RNA polymerase II cis-regulatory region sequence-specific DNA binding; DNA-binding transcription factor activity, RNA polymerase II-specific
Source: RefSeq, a predicted model, not a curated record
ACGAGUGCGUUUCAAAACGGCUCAUCUCCUAUUCUUCUUUACGUUGCAAGAGACCAGCAGUCACUCUCCUGUAAUAGUGUGGACCAGGACUAGUUUGUCGUUGCGUUGACUCUAUCCGCAUUCCCCGGACCGGAACUUGCUGCUGUUCUCUUGACAAGCCAGUCAACCCAUUUGUUUUGGCUACCAUUGUGGACGAAAAAGUACAGCCAAGUUCCCGAGACACGGUCGGCUGUUUGUCAAACUGCCCUAAUUGUCACCAACUCCCUGUUCGGAAUGUCUUCCUGAAGGAACACGUCAGAAGCAGAAGGCCACCAGCGGAUGACGGGAGCUCAACUACCCAGCUACACGAUGCAGCAUUUUCCGCCGUUGCGCUCACAACGUCCAAAGAUGCCUACUGUACAGGCAUUCGAUGGGACACAUCAACAGGUACCGACAGGGCUGCAAGCUGCAGGGACAAAUGUCGGUCCAGUACAGCACUUUAUUAUAACUCAGCCUAUUGCAAACCAACCCCAGCCUGUUGGUCAGCAGCACAGCCAUAUGAGACAACCUGUCAACACUGAUUUGUGCAGUAGUGGUUUUGUGUUUUCAUCCGCCUCAACUUCAAGUGCGUUUCAACCAUCAAAUCCACAACCAACCAUUGGUGUCCUGACAUCACCCGCACAACUUGUAUCAUGUCCAUACGUUCAGCAACCCAAUCACCACUUCCACGCCACUGCUACCAGUGGUAAUCAGACACUACCACCUUUGCUGCAGAGUAGUGCCCCAGCAAUGCAUGGCAGUAUGGCUAGCGGCUCUAACCAUCCUGCGGGAAUGCAAGCCUGUGGCUUUCAACUGACCGCCGCACUGAACCAUCUAGUACAAGGAACGGUGCACCAUCAAGGGAGCAACCCCUCUGCCCCUCCAUUGGCAUUGAACGGCGGACAUCAAGGACAUCAGUGCAAUUGGCGUGUGGAUGACAGUCCACACGUAUGUGGGUUGACUUUCUUUGAUGUCACCGAACUAGCUGAGCACAUAAGCAACGCUCAUCUCCUACUGAGCACUCAUGAACUUCCUAAACAGGAAGGCGGCAACGUCCACAUCUGCCACUGGGACCAGUGUAGUCGCGCCAAAGGAUUCAAAGCCAAAUACAAGCUUGUCAACCAUAUACGAGUUCAUACAGGUGAAAAACCCUUUGUCUGCGAUUUUCCAGCCUGUGCAACCAAAUGUUCACGUCCCGAAAACCUGAAGAUACAUAAACGGGUCCACACAGGGGAAAAACCGUUCCUCUGCACCUUCCCGGGAUGUCAGAGCAAAUUUUCAAACUCCUCGGAUCGGAAGAAGCACAUGAAUGUGCACACGAAGGACAAACCGUGCAAAUGCAAGGUACAAGGAUGUACGAAGCGGUAUACGCAUCCGAGCUCGCUUAGAAAGCACUCCAAGAGUCAUAACAAAAUUUUAAAAGCAAGAACACGGAAUGAAGGUGCAUAGAAACCACUGGCAGCAUCAGCAACAGCAAAACUCUCUCUCUCUCUCAUCCCCACUUAACAGCACUCUCCCUCAUCCCCGCAGAACUCUCUCCCAGCCCCGCAGCACUGUGACUCUCUCUCAUCCCCGCAGAACUCUCUCCCAUUCCCGCAGCACUCUCUCCCAUCCCCGCAGAACUCUCUCCCAUCCCCGCAGCACUGUGGCACUCUCUCCCAUCCCCGCAGAACUCUCUCCCAUCCCCGCAGCACUGUGGGACUCUCUCCCAUCCCCGGAGAAAUCUCCCAGCCCCGCAGCACUGUGGCACUCUCUCAUCCCCGCAGAACUCUCUCUCAACCCCACAGCAUUCUCUCUCAUCCCCGCAGCACUCUCUUCCAUCCCCGCAGCCGCUGCAUCACCAGCAAGAGCUGCAACAGCAUUUGCCACAGCAGCGGACAACUACUCAGCCACUUUAACACUAUUACCGUACUGGCAAUAUAUGUUGCCGCAGUGAGGCCAUGAAGCGUUACAUUGGCACAUGUUUGCCGCACGCAGGGUUACAUGCAAAGUCGCACUGGAGCCGUUACACAGGUUUCUAUAUUGCCGCAGUCCUUUUUUUGCUAUUGCCGCAUCACUUUUUUUGCUUUUGCCGCAUCAUUUUUUUGCUUUUGCCUCAUCAUUUUUUCUUUUCAUCCACAUUGAAGGCACAGAAAUUCAGUUGCUAUCCAACUGUUACAAACCCGACGGCAAAGGGCGACAACGAUAUCAAUAGAAGACUGUAUAUUUUAACUAUCAGAGUGAUCUGUUCACAAAAAGAUCAUCAAAAGGAAAGUGACAUAGGGGAAGAGCGCUUCCUCCAAAAACUACUGUCACUCACACAGUUAAUGAGUGUACAACAUAAUUACAAAGUGCAAACCGCAAUGAAAAGAUUGCCGCACCCCGCCGCGCCGGACGCGCGUUACGAACUCAACGAAAAUUUGUCGCACUAGCCUGGUCGCGCGUUAC